Molecule: messenger RNA, 2171 nt
Organism: Odocoileus virginianus texanus
Lineage: Eukaryota; Metazoa; Chordata; Mammalia; Artiodactyla; Cervidae
Gene: MGAT1
Product: alpha-1,3-mannosyl-glycoprotein 2-beta-N-acetylglucosaminyltransferase
Biological process (GO): protein N-linked glycosylation
Cellular component (GO): Golgi apparatus
Molecular function (GO): alpha-1,3-mannosylglycoprotein 2-beta-N-acetylglucosaminyltransferase activity
Source: RefSeq, a predicted model, not a curated record
AGCUUUAGCCUCAGUGCUUCCAGUGACUAUUCAGGGUUGAUUUCCUUUAGGAUUGACUGGUUUGAUCUGAUCAGCAUCACACACUUUUAAUAAUAGAGGCUUUGUCAUGUGUAGUAUAUCUGGUAGGGCUAGUCCCUCUUCACAGCUUGUUCAUUUUCAUCAUUUUCCUAGAUGUUCUGUUUGAAUUUCAGUGCCAGUUUGACUAGGUCUACAAAAACUACUUUUAUUGAGAUUUUUGAUGAAGCUGAGGUUUCCUGACCAAGAACAAGGGAUAUUUAAGUCGUCUUUUGUCUUUUCAGGAAUUAUAAGUUCCUGUAGGUUUUUGCAUAUUUCUUGUUUAUUCCUGAAUGGUGUAUCAUUUCGUACAUUUCAUAUCAUUUCAUAGCUAUUAUAAAUAAGGUUUUCUCAUUCAUUGUUUAUUUAAUGAGUUAUUAUUUGUGGAUAUGAAGGCUGUUGAUAUUUGCACAUUAAUUUUUAUCUGCUACUACCUGACUCAAUUUUUUGAUUGUUUGGGUUGGACUUGUCAUUGUUUUUCUUAGAGUUUUCCAGGCAUAUUCUCAUAGCAUCAGCACAUUUGUACUUCUGCCUGUAAUUGUAUUCUACAGUCGAAUUGCAUUGGCUGAUCCCUCCAACAGAAUGUUAAACAGUCAUGUAGAUCUGGUCCCUGACCUUCAUGGGAAUGCCUCUGGUGCUUCCUUAUUAGGUUCAUGGCUGCUUCCUAAUCCCGGAGCCCAGAGGAAGCAUCUCUAGAACCGUGGGGGUGUGAGCCAGGCAAGCUGAGGGCAGCCUUGAGCCCUACCCUUCCUGCCUCCCCUGCGGGGGCCAGGAUGCUGAAGAAGCAGUCUGCAGGGCUUGUGCUGUGGGGCGCCAUCCUCUUUGUGGCCUGGAACGCCCUGCUGCUCCUCUUCUUUUGGACACGCCCAGCGCCUGGCAGGCUACCCUCAGACAGUGCUCUUGAUGAUGACCCCGCCAGCCUCACCCGAGAGGUGAUCCGCCUGGCCCAGGACGCCGAGGUGGAAUUGGAGCGGCAGCGGGGCCUGUUGCAGCAGAUCAGGGAGCACCAUGCUAGGUGGAGCCAGCGGUGGAGGGUACCCACCGUGGCCCCGCCUGUCCCGCCGCGAGUGCCUGUGACCACUCCACCAGCUGUAAUCCCCAUCCUGGUCAUCGCCUGUGACCGCAGCACUGUUCGGCGCUGCCUGGACAAGCUGCUGAAUUACCGGCCUUCAGCUGAACGCUUUCCCAUCAUCGUCAGCCAGGACUGCGGUCAUGAGGAGACAGCCCAGGUUAUCGCCUCCUACGGCAACGCUGUCAUGCACAUCCGGCAGCCCGACCUGAGCACCAUUGCAGUGCCACCUGACCACCGAAAGUUCCAGGGCUACUACAAGAUUGCUCGGCACUACCGCUGGGCACUGGGCCAGGUCUUUCACGAGUUCAAGUUCCCGGCAGCCGUGGUGGUAGAGGAUGAUCUGGAGGUGGCUCCAGACUUCUUCGAGUACUUUCAGGCCACUUACCCACUGCUGAGGGCCGACCCCUCCCUCUGGUGUGUGUCUGCCUGGAACGACAAUGGCAAGGAGCAGAUGGUGGACUCCGGCAAGCCCGAGCUGCUCUACCGCACAGACUUUUUCCCUGGCCUGGGCUGGCUGCUGUUGGCUGAGCUCUGGGCUGAGCUGGAGCCCAAGUGGCCCAAGGCCUUUUGGGACGACUGGAUGCGCCGGCCAGAGCAGCGGCAGGGCCGGGCCUGCGUGCGGCCCGAAAUCUCCAGAACAAUGACCUUUGGCCGCAAAGGUGUGAGCCACGGGCAGUUCUUUGACCAGCACCUCAAGUUUAUCAAGCUGAACCAGCACUUCGUGCCCUUCACCCAGCUGGACCUGUCGUACCUGCGACAGGAGACCUACGACAGGGAUUUCCUUGCACGUGUCUAUGGUGCUCCCCUGCUGCAGGUGGAGAAAGUGAGGACCAGUGAGCGGAGCGAGCUGCAGGAGGUGCGAGUGCAGUACACGAGCAGGGACAGCUUCAAGGCCUUUGCCAAGGCCCUGGGAGUCAUGGAUGACCUCAAGUCUGGGGUCCCCAGGGCCGGCUACCGCGGCGUUGUCAGCUUCCUGUACCGGGGCCGCCGUGUCCACCUGGCCCCACCCCAGACCUGGGAGGGUUAUGAUCCUAGCUGGAAUUAG